UUGAAUAGAAGAGGAAUUUCGACAUCUGAUCCAAUGGCGGGCGGAGGAGUCGUGAGCAGUGUUGGAGGGAAAGAUUACCCUGGGAAAAUGACCCUCUUUGUCUUCCUUGCAUGCCUCGUGGCAUCCUCCGGCGGUCUCAUCUUCGGCUAUGAUAUCGGUAUUUCAGGCGGAGUGACGUCAAUGGAUUCCUUCUUGUUGAAGUUCUUUCCCUCCGUGUAUCGUAAGGAGAAGCAGGAUACGGGCAUCAAUCAGUACUGCAAAUUUGACAGCCAGCUCCUGACUCUCUUCACAUCUUCUCUCUACUUAGCUGCCCUGAUUGCAUCAUUCUUUGCAUCAAUGGUGACCAGAGUGUUCGGAAGGAAGUGGUCCAUGUUUAGCGGCGGCGUCACCUUUCUUAUCGGUGCUGCCAUUAAUGGUGCAGCAGAGAAUGUGUUCACGCUCAUCCUCGGCCGCAUCCUUCUCGGUGUCGGUGUGGGUUUUGCCAAUCAGUCUGUGCCCGUGUACCUCUCAGAGAUGGCACCGCCCAAACUCCGUGGUAUGCUUAACAUUGGAUUUCAACUCAUGAUCACAAUUGGAAUACUAGCUGCCAACCUCAUCAACUACGGCACCGCGAAGAUUGCUGGCAACUGGGGUUGGCGUGUUAGUUUGGGACUUGCUGCAGUCCCUGCUGCCAUCAUCACCCUCGGCUCCCUUCUCCUCCCCGACACCCCAAACUCCCUCAUUGAGCGAGGGCACACAGAAAAAGCUAAAGAAAUGCUUUUGAAGAUCCGCGGCACUAAAGAUGUUCAAGAUGAGUAUGAUGAUCUCGUGGCCGCCAGUGAGGAAUCCAAAGGAAUCAAGCAUCCAUGGAGGAAUAUACUAGAAAAGAAGUAUAGGCCGCAACUUACCAUGGCCAUCCUCAUUCCUUUCUUCCAGCAGCUCACAGGCAUUAAUGUUAUCAUGUUUUACGCACCGGUUCUCUUCAAGACCAUCGGUUUCGGCGAUGAUGCGUCUCUAAUGUCCGCUGUUAUCACCGGCCUCGUCAACAUGUUUGCCACAUUUGUCUCUAUUGCUACUGUUGAUAAGGCAGGUCGCAGAGUGCUUUUCCUGCAAGGCGGCACGCAAAUGCUGAUUUGUCAGAUCAUUGUGGGCACUUUGAUUGGCGUAAAAUUUGGGACAAGUGGGGUGGCCACUCUAUCCAAGGGAUACGCGGGCUGCAUAGUGCUCUUCAUCUGCGCGUACGUGGCUGGCUUCGCGUGGUCGUGGGGACCGCUUGGCUGGUUAGUUCCCAGUGAGAUCUUCCCUCUGGAAAUCCGGUCUGCCGGACAGAGCAUCAAUGUGUCCGUGAACAUGUUCUUCACCUUCAUUAUCGGCCAGGCCUUCCUCACCUUGCUGUGCCGCAUGAAGUUCGGACUCUUCUAUUUCUUCGGCGGGUGGAUGCUGAUCAUGACCACUUUUGUAGCCUUAUUCUUACCGGAGACAAAGAAUGUGCCCAUCGAAGAGAUGAUACUUGUGUGGAAGAAGCACUGGUUCUGGGGCAAAUUCAUCAGCAUCGAAGAUGUCCACGUUGGGAGUAAUUCGAAGGCGGCUGGCGUGUGAUUCAAAUUCAAGAUAAACAAUCGAAUGGUAUCGACUUGUCAAACUGGUGGAUGUUUGGUAGCUCUACGAGGGCCGACUCUUUUGUGCCUGAUCUUCUGGUUUCAUCGGCGUAGUGCGGUACACGGUAGAUUUGCCAUUUUAUUGUCACAGCUUUUGAGACUUUGAGACAUAAACGCAUAUUGAAAGAUCCACCAAUAUCUGUUCUAUACACGAGGAGGGAGGGGGGCACAAAUUUUGUAUUCUUCUGAUCAUUGGAAAUAAAAAUGAACUGAUUGCUUCUGUUCCAUCAA
Molecule: messenger RNA, 1868 nt
Organism: Ananas comosus (pineapple)
Lineage: Eukaryota; Viridiplantae; Streptophyta; Magnoliopsida; Poales; Bromeliaceae
Product: sugar carrier protein C-like
Exons: 4
Coding region: 34-1578 (514 amino acids)
Biological process (GO): monosaccharide transmembrane transport
Cellular component (GO): membrane
Molecular function (GO): monosaccharide transmembrane transporter activity
Source: RefSeq, a predicted model, not a curated record